AUGUUACUAGUUGAGUCUCCAACAUGGAUGACAUACACGGAAAACUAUGAACGACUUCAAUCAAUGUUCACAGAUUAUCCACGUGCUUUGAGAUACGUAGAGGAUACAUGGUUAAAUAAGUACAAAGAAAUGUUUGUGUCGGUUUGGGUAACUUCGAUCAACGAAAGUUUUGAAAACAGCAGAUGUUAUUGCUACAAUCACCACAAUUUGAAGUGCUUUCGGUUACUGCGUGGUUUUGUUUCAAACGAAGCUUUAGAUAUAAUAUUAGGAGAGUUUCAAAGGUUGAAUGAUCUAAAUUCAGACUCCUCAAAUUGUGGUUGCAAACUUCGUAACAGUUGUGGGUUACCAUGUGCUUGCAUACUUUCUGUCUACUCGAAUUCAGGUGAAGAUAUACCCUUGCAUUCAAUAGAUAUAUUUUGGAGGAAGCUUGAUAUUUCAGAUACGACACCUGUAGUAGACGACAAUAUUUUGUGUGAUGAUAUAGUCGAUAAAUAUAAAGAAAGCUUCAAGAAGCAAUCAAAAGCCGGGAAACAAGCUUAUAUGAGAAAGCUACAAGAGAUAUAUGAUCCGCAAAAAACUGACAUUGGAGAGCCUACAGUUCAAAAACACACUCGUGGACGACCAAGUGUGAAGAAACACCAGAAAAAGAAAGUCAAUCCUCCAAAUCAAGCUCCUAAUGGAUACAACUUCUCAACCACAUCAGAGUUUGUUGGGUUCGAUUUAAAUAAAGAACCUGACUUAAAUGAUGAACCACCGAGCCAUGAUCCAUUCAUACUGAGAAGUAUUCCAGAUAUAUUUCAUGAUUACAUUGACGAUAUACAUGAUGUAGAAGGUGAUGGAAAUUGUGGGUUUCGAGCGAUAGUUGUUUGUCUAGAGUACAAUGAAGACCAGUGGCUUUAUAUUCGAAAACAAUUGCUUGAAGAGUUAGAGAGUCAAUAUUACGCAUACCAUAGAGUUUUUACUGACGGGUUCAACGAGGUAUACAAUUCAUUGCGUUGGUUUGAAACACCUGCACCUUCUCAAUAUUGGUUACAUAUGCCUUUGACUGGUUACAUGAUUUCCAACAAGUUUGGUGUGAUCAUUCAUUGUUUAAGCCACGAACAAUCUACGACAUGCUUCCCUCUUUGGAGAGGUCCCGAAGAGUUUCAACCCCACAGAGCCAUUACGUUGACAUUUGUAAAUGGCAACCAUUAUAUGUCGGUGUUUUUGAAAGGAAAUUACCCAAUGCCUCCUACCACAAUGUAUUGGAAUGCCCAUAGAAGCCCAUCAGCAUCUACAUGGGAAACUAUGUAUUGGCCUCGUUUUGAAUUAUACAAUCAACUUUACAAUCAACUUAGGCCUCGUAGUUCUGUAGCACCUUGGAUACAUAUCGAUUAA
Lactuca sativa (garden lettuce) is the source of this 1377-nucleotide messenger RNA. RefSeq lists its product as uncharacterized. The record is from RefSeq and is a predicted model, not a curated record. NCBI's taxonomy places the organism in Eukaryota, Viridiplantae, Streptophyta, Magnoliopsida, Asterales, Asteraceae.